Messenger RNA from Myotis daubentonii (Daubenton's bat), 3841 nucleotides. RefSeq names its product sine oculis binding protein homolog (gene SOBP). The transcript has 5 exons. NCBI's taxonomy places the organism in Eukaryota, Metazoa, Chordata, Mammalia, Chiroptera, Vespertilionidae. The record is from RefSeq and is a predicted model, not a curated record. Gene Ontology annotation, biological process: inner ear morphogenesis; animal organ development. Gene Ontology annotation, cellular component: nucleus. The coding region runs from base 511 to 3045 and encodes 844 amino acids. Gene Ontology annotation, molecular function: zinc ion binding.
CCGGGGCUGGCGCGCUCUCCGGGGCGCACACACAUCCACGCACGCACACCCAGAGCAGCUCUCUCCGCGCCCGGCCCUCGCCCCCCUCGCCCAUGCCGACGGACAGAGCGACGGAAGAUGGCUGACGACUCCACGGGGCACCGAGGAUGCAGCCCGGCGGCGGCGGCGGCGGCCGGGGCGGCAGCGGGAGCGGCGGCGGCAGGGGCAGCGGCGGCGUUGGCGGCGGCGGCGGCGGCAGCGGGAGCAGGAGCGGCGGCGGCGGCGGCAUCCCCGAGACUCCUCGAGCCUCCUUCCCCUCUGACAGCCUCUGACGUCCUCCGCCGCUAGAAGAGACCCCGCUUCCCCGGCGCCUGCCUUCCCUCCCCCUCCCGGCCCAGCCCCGCCGACACCGCUACCUCCGCCAGCGUUGCCACCAUCAGCACCACCUCCACCACCACCACCGCCACCGCCACCGCCACCGCCGGCGGCGGCAGCAGCCAUUUCAUCUCCACAGAAACCAGACACAAAAACAUGGCAGAAAUGGAGAAAGAAGGGAGACCUCCGGAAAGUAAAAGGAGCAGGAAGCCGGCUCACCCUGUGAAGAGGGAGAUCAACGAGGAAAUGAAGAACUUUGCAGAAAACACCAUGAAUGAACUCCUUGGCUGGUAUGGCUAUGAUAAGGUUGAAUUGAAAGAUGGUGAAGAUAUUGAAUUCAGGAGCUACCCUACAGAUGGAGAGAGCCGGCAGCACAUUUCUGUUCUCAAAGAAAAUUCUUUGCCAAAACCAAAAUUACCCGAGGACAGUGUUAUUUCACCAUACAAUAUAAGCACAGGCUAUUCAGGGCUUGCCACAGGAAAUGGACUCAGUGACUCACCUGCAGGGUCAAAGGAUCAUGGCAAUGUGCCCAUUAUUGUACCUUUAAUUCCACCACCUUUCAUAAAGCCACCAGCAGAAGAUGAUGUGUCAAAUGUACAAAUAAUGUGUGCCUGGUGCCAGAAAGUGGGGAUCAAGCGCUAUUCCCUGAGUAUGGGAAGUGAGGUGAAAAGCUUCUGCAGCGAGAAGUGCUUUGCGGCCUGCCGACGAGCCUACUUCAAGAGAAACAAGGUAUGUGACUGGUGUAAGCACAUCAGACACACAAAAGAAUAUCUGGAUUUUGGGGACGGGGAGAGAAGGCUUCAGUUCUGCAGUGCAAAGUGUCUCAAUCAGUACAAAAUGGACAUUUUCUACAAAGAGACACAGGCCAACCUUCCAGCUGGGCUGUGCAGCGCAUUACACCCUCCCCUGGAAAAUAAAGCAGAAGGCGCCGGCGUGCAGCUGCUCACGCCAGACUCUUGGAAUAUUCCUCUAACAGAUGCUCGGAGGAAGGCCCCAUCCCCGGUGGCUGCAGCUGGCCAAAGCCAGGGCCCCGGCCCAUCCGCAUCCACCACCGUCUCUCCAUCUGACGCUGCCAACUGCUCCGUCACUAAGAUCCCCACGCCAGUGCCCAAGUCCAUGCCCAUCAGCGAGACUGCCAACCUCCCUCCUGUCUCUGUCCAGCCACCUGCUAGCAUCGGGCCUCCCCUGGGCGUCCCGCCCCGCAGCCCUCCCAUGGUGAUGACCAACCGCGGCCCGGUGCCGCUGCCCAUCUUCAUGGAACAGCAGAUCAUGCAGCAGAUUCGCCCGCCCUUCAUUCGCGGGCCGCCGCACCACGCCUCCAACCCCAACAGCCCUCUGUCCAACCCCAUGCUCCCCGGCAUCGGGCCCCCGCCCGGCGGCCCCAGGAACCUGGGCCCAACUUCCAGUCCCAUGCAUCGGCCCAUGCUGUCGCCCCACAUCCACCCCCCGAGCACCCCUACCAUGCCUGGGAACCCCCCGGGCCUGUUGCCCCCGCCACCCCCGGGCGCGCCCUUGCCCAGUCUCCCCUUCCCGCCGGUGAGCAUGAUGCCAAACGGCCCGAUGCCCGUGCCCCAGAUGAUGAAUUUCGGGCUGCCGUCGCUGGCCCCGCUGGUGCCACCCCCCACCUUGCUCGUGCCAUACCCCGUGAUCGUGCCCCUGCCCGUGCCCAUCCCCAUCCCUAUUCCCAUCCCUCACGUCAAUGAUUCCAAGCCCCCCAAUGGAUUUUCCAGCAACGGGGAGAACUUCAUUCCGAGCGCCCCUGGCGACUCCUCGGCGGCCGGAGGCAAGCCCGGCGGGCGCUCCCUAUCCCCCCGGGACUCCAAGCAGGGCUCGUCCAAGCCCGCGGACUCGCCGCCCGGCUGCUCGGGCCAGGCCCUGAGCCUGGCGCCCGCGCCCGCGGAGCACGGCCGGGCCGAGGUGGUAGACCUGACGCGGCGCGCGGGCAGCCCCCCGGGCGCGGGCGCGGGCGGCCCGCUCGGCUUCCCCGGCGGCGGCGGCGUGUUGCAGGGCCCGCAGGAUGGCGUCAUCGACCUGACCGUGGGCCACCGGGCGCGGCUGCACAACGUGAUCCACCGCGCGCUGCACGCGCACGUCAAGGCGGAGCGCGAGCCGGGCGCCGCGGAGCGCGGCAGGACCUGCGGCGGCUGCCGGGACGGCCACUGCAGCCCCCCCGCCGCCGGCGACCCGGGCCCGGGCGCCCCCGCCGGCCCCGAGGCGGCCGCGGCCUGCAACGUCAUCGUGAACGGCACGCGCGCCGCCGCCGCCGCCGAGGGGGCCAAGAGCGCCGAGCCGCCUCCGGAGCAGCCCCCGCCCCCGCUGCCCGCGCCCCCCAAGAAGCUGCUGUCCCCCGAGGAGCCCGCGGUGAGCGAGCUGGAGUCCGUCAAGGAGAACAACUGUGCUUCCAACUGCCACCUGGACGGGGAGGCGGCCAAAAAGCUGAUCGGAGAGGAGGCCCUGGCGGGGGGCGACAAGUCAGACCCGAACCUUAACAACCCCGCGGACGAGGACCACGCGUACGCUCUGCGGAUGCUGCCCAAGACGGGCUGCGUGAUCCAGCCUGUGCCAAAACCCGCGGAGAAGACGGCCAUGGCGCCCUGCAUCAUCUCCUCGCCCCUGCUCGGAGCCGGGCCUGAGGACCUGGAGCCUCCGCUCAAAAGGAGGUGCCUCCGAAUUAGAAAUCAGAAUAAGUAAAAGGUUUGUAUGUGCACCAGGCACUCCUCCGCCCGAGCCAGGGCACCUCUCCUUAUUUCUUACAAGGCAGAGGCCAGAGUGUUGAGUCGAUAAUCGUGAUGUUACCUGACAUGUUUUACAAUGCAGCGUGUGUCGUCACUCACUGUCAUCAUUUUGCUCCACCAUCAUGCCCAUUUUGCAGCUGACGAAACCGAGUCACAGCAUGUUAAGUGCCAUGCCUCAGGCCACUUACUUAAUGGUAAAGCCCAGUCUUGAACCUAACCUGAAACGCUAUCCCCUUAAUUACACCUUUGUUAUUAUGCUCUGUAAUUCACCGUAGUGAAAAGGGAGGACGUGGGGAGGAAGGGGAGAUUUCUUGGGGCAGGUAAAUGUUCAGUCAUGAGUUUGGCAGGGCUGUGAUAAAAGGUAAGCUGGGCCACUUCCUGGAGCUGGUAUACACAUGGGCGGAAUGGCCCAACUCACCAAAUUUUCUCAAUAACCGUGGUCUUCCGUUUGCAAGAUGGGAAUAAAAACUACCUUUCUUACAUGCUUAUGCCAGUGGAACCCAAGCCACUAAGUCCCCUUUGCCUGGCAGGGUGUUGGAGCAGUGGCUCAUAGCUCCUGUUCAUGGGAUCUCUUCCUUCGUUGGUCACCAACCACCGUUCCCUAGGGCAGGCGUCAAGCGUCACUGACCAGCUUUGCUUUUUCCUGAUUUGGGGCUCAGCAGCUCAGCUGGUGGGCUGCUCAACUCUGCAGACAGUGGGAGGCUUUGACAGAGAAAAGGGCCACCUUGCUGAAGUGGAGGAGAGUGCAUGCG